AUGGAGACGCACAUUUUUCUAACGCUUGUACUGGCUAUGUUUCUCAGCGGAACUUCAGCGGCGCCCUGUUUCGAUUGCUGCUGCUGUUGUGGUCCUGUCGAGCCACAAGCGGAGUAUACCGACUCCGACACUUCUGUCGAGGAACACAAAGAGACUCGCUCAGCUCCCUUUCUCAACGAUAUGUCCAAUGGCUUAGCUGAUUCUGAAGCUGGAGCUUCAACUGCCCAGGAAAUGGCCGCUGCUACCGAGGGCGCUCCAGCACAAGCAAUCAAUUCAGCAUCCUCCCAGCAACCUGUACAGCAGAUCCCGCAGUACCCUGUACAGCAGCCUGUGCAUUAUCCAGCAUUCCCACCGGCCUUCCAAGCUCCGUAUCAUACUGCCCAUCCGCCUGUCCUUAAUCCUGUCUACCAUCCAAACUACCAUCCAGCUCAGCCUCCUGCCUAUCACCACCCUGGUCAUCAUCCAGCCCAUUCGUACCACCAUCCAGGAGGUUUCGUAACACCAGCACCUCCGCCAUCUGGUCUGCAACACGGGAAUCAUCCGCUGCCGAGAGUUUACAAAACGACAGAUCAAACGGUUUACGAUGUGUACUACAACCACUAG
Molecule: messenger RNA, 603 nt
Organism: Aedes albopictus (Asian tiger mosquito)
Lineage: Eukaryota; Metazoa; Arthropoda; Insecta; Diptera; Culicidae
Exons: 1
Coding region: 1-603 (200 amino acids)
Source: RefSeq, a predicted model, not a curated record